Penicillium arizonense is the source of this 1152-nucleotide messenger RNA. RefSeq names its product Zn(II)2Cys6 transcription factor domain-containing protein. Gene Ontology annotation, biological process: regulation of transcription by RNA polymerase II. Gene Ontology annotation, molecular function: zinc ion binding; DNA-binding transcription activator activity, RNA polymerase II-specific. The record is from RefSeq and is a predicted model, not a curated record. NCBI's taxonomy places the organism in Eukaryota, Fungi, Ascomycota, Eurotiomycetes, Eurotiales, Aspergillaceae. The coding region runs from base 1 to 1152 and encodes 383 amino acids. The transcript is spliced from 2 exons.
AUGCCACGCAGGACGCAUAAGAAGUCUCGCAAUGGCUGUUUUGAAUGCAAACGUCGUCACGUGAAGUGUGAUGAGCGACGACCCAUCUGCUCCAAUUGCGAUGCUUCGGAACGACAGUGCCACUUCGCGGGGCCUGCUCCUUUAAUCAUCUCCUCUGCACAAGCUUCACCCAGCACCAGCCACGACUUUGCCUCUGCUUCUUCCGCCACCAACUCACCUGCCCAACAGGGUGUACAAGGCCCCUGUGGCCCCGCCUCAGAUCUUCCAGUUAACCUACUUCAUGUGGAGCUUCUUCACAAUGUAUUUGUGGAAAGUGCCAAUUGGGUUGACCCUCGCGAAGUAUCAUCUGGCAUGUCGUUUCCUGACAUGCUGAAAAUUGGCCUUGAAGCACCCUACCUCCUUAAUAUGACGCUAGCUAUAAGUGCUUUGAAUCUCAGCAUCACUAAGCCAGAUCGUCGACGCUUCUAUCGACAUCAUGCGACCCAACUUCAGAAUCAUGCAUUGAACAACUUCAAUAGCCUCUCACCUCAUUUCGACCAAGAAACCUGCAUCUCAACGUUCCUUUUUGCGUCGAUACUAGGCAUUUAUUUACUCUGCGAUACCCUUGUCCUCCGAGAAGGUCCUUUCGAGGGCUUUAUCGAGCGUUUCGUGCAGUAUCUUCGAGUCCAUCAAGGAAUACGAGCUGUCACAGCCGAAGGACGAUGGGGCAUCCUUCGGGAAACCAAACUUAAGCCACUCUUGGCCUUUAGUGAACUGCUUCCACCAAUAGAAUCUGAUCUUGGACCGGUGUGCGAAGCUCUAUUUGAACGUAUCGAAGCCACGGAAAAAGAUGAAGCAAGGCUCAACGUUUUUCGCCAGACAAUUCAAGCUCUUCAGUUGGUGAUGGCGGCGAUUGAUUUUAAGAAAGAACACUUAGGCGUCCAUGCUCUGGUGGCGUGGCCAGUCAUGGUGUCCCCAAAAUAUGUGGAUCUGGUAGCAUCAAAUCAGGGAGAAGCUUUGGUGAUUCUGGCACAUUAUGGCGCUCUUGUUCACUCUUGCCGUGAUAGUUGGGUAUUUCAAGAUGGCGGUCAGUUUUUGAUAGAAUCAGUUACCCAAUUCUUAGGACCCCCCUGGCGUGAAUGGCUUGAGUGGCCGUGGAAAGCCUUGACCUGA